GAGUUGUGAUCUGAACUCUCGUAGCGAUAGCUCGUGCAUGCCUUUCUCGAAGGAAGGGACCGAUACUAAGUAAAGUACGCUUAAACACAACCUAGACCGAUAAAGAGACAGCUCAAGCCCAGGGCCGAUCACCACCAAAAAUGUCCCUGUACGUCCCUCCUCAUCGCCGUCAGGAGGCCGCGGCAUCCUCGUCGACCGACGUCGGCUCUACCAACUCCCCUGCAUUUCAGCAGGAGGCGUGGCGGGCGCUGAGCCGCAGCAUCACCGGUGUGGUAAACAAGGUGAGCAAGGACAACCUUGUGCAGGCCGCCAUCGAGCUCUUUCGCGAGAACUUAGUACGCGGACGUGGCCUAUUGGCGCGCAGCCUCAUGCGGACGCAGCAGGUAGAUCCCGACUUGACACCUGUGCUGGCGGCACUGGUCAGUCGCGUCAACAAAGAUCUGCCCACCGUGGUCGAACUGCUGUGCCGACGUCUCGUCGUGCAGUGGAGCCGCGCCUACCUGCGCAAGGAUUGGCGCUAUGUGGAGAAUGCCAGCCGCUUCUUGGGGUGGCUCUUCCUCCUGCAGGUAAUCGAAGUCGAUCUCAUCUACGAACUGCUGUUGAAGCACCUCACGGCGGAGAAGCGCAGCGACGAGGACAUCGAUCAAGCCGCGAAGCUGUUCCGCGAAACGUUCAAGAUGAUGUCCUCGCGGGAGCGCCGUUCUUUCCACGAACAAAUUCUCUCCCCGUUUCGAGAUCUGCUUGCGAUGGACGAUGAGGCUUUUCGGCUGUCGACGCGCUCCCAGGCGGUGCUUGAAUCUUGCCUGAAGGAGGUGCAGGAGUGGGAGCGGCGGAAGGAGACGGAGGAGGUCAUCCCCGAAUACUUGGUGCUCUUUGACCUUGACAGCCAGGAGACGCAUGCCCUGGACUUGGAGGAGAAGUACCCUACAGAGGACGCGCUGGAUCGCUACGCAUUUGAUCCGGAUUACGACGCGCAUGAAGAGCAGUACGAGGUGGUACGCAAGACAAUUUUGGGGGAGGAUUGGGAGCUGGAACUGCUGCAACAGGUCGCCGACGCCGACGAGGAAGAAGAGGAAGGGGAGGAGGAGGAGGAACAGGCCGAAGGAGACGCGGAGGCCCGAGGCGUUGGAGGGGGCCACGGUAGAAAAGGAAAUGAUAACAAUGGUGAUCGCAGCGGUGCCGCGCUCGACGCAUCCAAGACGCUCAUCGACGCCGAGGAGCGCCAACUCCGCCGUGAAGUUUACCUGGCGAUGCGUAGCAGCAUCCGCGCAGAUGAGGCGGUGCACAAGAUCCUCAAGUGCAUGAAGCCACAAACAGAGCGUACAAUUUGCUUUAUGGUGAUCGAGGGCUGCUGCGAGGAGCGCGCCUACCGCAAGAUGUACAGCAUGGCCGCGGAGCGUUUGUGUAAGAGCAACGCGCGCUUUCAAGCCUUCUUCGUGGAGGCCUUCCACGCCCGCUACGAAAGCGCGGAGGACCUGACGCUGAAGCAGAUCGACUACUCUUGCAAAGUCUUCAGCCACCUCCUCCGCACCAACUCGAUCUACUGGAGUCGAUGCUUGAGCUGCUUAGACAUCGUCGCGAACAAUGAGUCGCAGCGUCUCAUGAUCCAGUACCUCUUUAAAGGUGUGGCAGAGGAGAUGGGUAUGCCUGCGGUGCUGGAGCGCUUUCAGAAGGACGAAGAGCUGCGCUGGCACACACAGAAGCUCUUCCCGCUGAACCAAGGCGCAGAGGUGUUGGAGGCUGCGGUGAACCUGUACGUGGCGAUGGGGCUGUCGGAGAUGGCGACGCCACUGCGAGCUGCCCUGGAAGAGGAGCGGGCGGCGCACAAGCGAAGCCGUGUCGAGCACGGUUAA
Molecule: messenger RNA, 1853 nt
Organism: Leptomonas pyrrhocoris
Lineage: Eukaryota; Euglenozoa; Kinetoplastea; Trypanosomatida; Trypanosomatidae
Exons: 1
Coding region: 141-1853 (570 amino acids)
Biological process (GO): mRNA splicing, via spliceosome
Cellular component (GO): catalytic step 2 spliceosome
Molecular function (GO): RNA binding; protein binding
Source: RefSeq, a predicted model, not a curated record